AUGGCUCAGGUAGCUCUAGAUGGUAAAUUGUCUUGUCCGAGUCCUUCUGGCAUUCGAGUCCUUCUGGCAUUCCGAGUCCUUCCUUCCGACAGGAAAAGUUUUUCUUUCCGACAGGAAAAGUCCUUCCUUCCGACAGGAAAAGUCCUUCCUUCCGACAGGAAAAGUUUUUCUUUCCAACAGGAAAAGUCCUUCCUUCCUUCAGGAAAAAUUUUUCUUUCCUUCAGGAAAAAUUUUUCUUUCCUUCAGGAAAAAUUUUUCUUGUUGUCCGUCCGUAAACCAUUCAAAUUUUCGAAAAUUGAGAACUUUUUGGCCGGCCUUCAGGAAAAAUUUUUCUUUCCUUCAGGAAAAAUUUUUCUUUCCUUCAGGAAAAAUUUUUCUUUCCUUCAGGAAAAGUUUUUCUUUCCGACAGGAAAAGUUUUUCUUUCCGGCAGGAAAAGUCCUUCCUUCCAACUGGAAGAACUCUUCCUUCCGACAGGACACAAACGAAUGUCCGACGUACCACCAACCGAGUCCAUUCCAAAGCCAGAAGAACCGACAGCCCCAGCACCACAACAGACUAAGACUAAAACACUUACAUUUUUACGCUUGACUUUUUACAAUUUGAACUUUGUUUGCGUAGAUGUGAAUUCUGAAAGAAGUAUGAGGGUCUUGUAUGACUUUGUACUUCUCCCAUAG
Trichomonas vaginalis G3 is the source of this 675-nucleotide messenger RNA. RefSeq lists its product as uncharacterized. The coding region runs from base 1 to 675 and encodes 224 amino acids. Lineage: Eukaryota; Parabasalia; Trichomonadida; Trichomonadidae. The transcript has a single exon. The record is from RefSeq and is a predicted model, not a curated record.